UAUUAAAUGUGGUGUAUAACAAUAUAAAUUACAUGAUUAAAAAUCUUUUAUUUUUUCUAUGUUUAAUUCUAAACAUCUCAAAAGAUAACAGCUUAAAUAGUACAAGAAAUUUACGCGUCAAGCCCGAAAAAUAUGUUCCAACACAACCUAUUCGAUGGACCGCAAAACAUGGUGAUAUGCCAUAUCAGGUGAGUUUGAAAAAAGAAUCAGGGGGACUGAGAGGAAAAAAAUUUAAAGUGAAGAAAAGUUCGCUUUACAAGUCAUUUUGUAGCGGCAGUAUUAUUGGUCCCAAAAUAGUUAUUUCGUCGGUUCAUUGUUUUGAAGACGUCAACUUUUGUCACAAGUUAUGUGGAGGCAAGAUCUCUACUCAAACUCUAUCACAUCUAUACGCAGUAGCUGGUGGGUUAAAAGAUCCAGGAUUCGUCAAACACUUUGACACGUACCAAUAUGGACAAUGGAGAAAGAUAGAACGAUUAAGACAUCCACCAGAUUAUAAAUUUCCUAAUCACGAUGUUGCUGUACUGUUUUUACGUUCUGCUUUUAAAUACAAUAAGUAUGUGAAAUCUAUACCGAUAGCAACGAAGUUUGCCGAUUAUCGCGGCAAGUGUGUAGUCGCUGGUUAUGGACCACAAAAGACAAGUUUUUUCUCAAGAAAUUUAUUUGUGGCGAGAGUUAGUUUGAUUUCGGCCCAUCAGUGCAGCAUGAAAUAUCACAAAUCUAUGAAUGGUUUUAUAUGUAUUUCACACAAAAACGCAGGCCUUGCUAAGACUGAUUCGGGCGGACCUCUGGUUUGUUCUAAGACAGGUGACCCGAAUGAAGGUACUGGAGGUGUCCUCGUCGGAGUCUUGAGUCGUGACAAAAAUAAUAUUGCACUAUUCUGUUCCCGAGUCUCUUUUUUUGCUAAAUUCAUCAACGAAUCAAUUAUUAAUUCUGGCUAUCGAUCGAAAAUUCAAAUCAUUUUAAUAAUUAUCUACAACAAGUUGUUAUUGUUAGUUAUAAUCAGAACAUUUAUUGGAUUUUAUUCCCUUUAAGCUAAUGAAGGAAUCUUU
Molecule: messenger RNA, 1049 nt
Organism: Leptidea sinapis
Lineage: Eukaryota; Metazoa; Arthropoda; Insecta; Lepidoptera; Pieridae
Product: mast cell protease 2-like
Exons: 6
Coding region: 33-1031 (332 amino acids)
Biological process (GO): proteolysis
Molecular function (GO): serine-type endopeptidase activity
Source: RefSeq, a predicted model, not a curated record